GUUCUCAUCUUUCCAGUCUUGGAGCAGACACUUUGGUGGUUUCUUUACUGCGCCCUAGCUUACAGAGUGCUUGGGGCUUUUCCCCUUGGCUCUAACGAGAACUCAAUUCUUAUCAAGCCCAACAGCCUCACCCCCUGAGGAACUAGGGAACCCUCCAGCCGUCAUGCUUGAAAGCACUCAGUCCAAAGGCAAGCCAAGGAGAGGGUGUCGCCCACACGUGAGCCACUAGAGGCCGCCCGAGAGGCACCUCUUUGGUUUCUGACUCCUGUAUCCGCCCGCCACUGGACCACGUGACUCGCGCCGAUCAGCCCGGCCCCCUCUCGCUUCCGGCAGGGGCGGAAAGCGGAAGUGUGGGAGGGUUUGCGGGGCGGGCUCCGAGAGGAUGGAGCUUUGAGGCGGUCUGGGCGGCUGCCGGCAGCGCCAUGGAGACCGUGCAGCUCAGGAACCCACCGCGCAGGCAGCUGAAAAAGUUGGAUGAAGACAGUUUAACUAAACAGCCAGAAGAGGUGUUUGAUGUCUUAGAGAAGCUUGGAGAAGGGUCUUAUGGCAGUGUGUACAAGGCUAUUCAUAAAGAGACUGGCCAGAUUGUUGCGAUCAAGCAAGUGCCUGUGGAAUCAGACCUGCAGGAGAUAAUCAAAGAAAUCUCCAUAAUGCAGCAGUGUGACAGCCCUCAUGUAGUCAAAUAUUAUGGCAGCUACUUUAAGAACACAGACCUGUGGAUUGUUAUGGAGUACUGUGGGGCUGGUUCUGUAUCUGAUAUCAUUCGGCUACGAAACAAGACGUUAACAGAAGAUGAAAUAGCUACAAUAUUACAAUCAACUCUUAAGGGACUAGAAUACCUUCAUUUUAUGAGAAAAAUACACCGAGAUAUCAAGGCGGGAAAUAUUUUGCUAAACACAGAAGGCCAUGCAAAGCUCGCAGACUUUGGAGUCGCAGGUCAACUUACAGAUACCAUGGCAAAGAGGAAUACAGUGAUAGGAACACCAUUUUGGAUGGCUCCUGAAGUUAUUCAAGAAAUUGGGUACAACUGUGUGGCAGACAUCUGGUCUCUGGGAAUAACUGCCAUAGAAAUGGCUGAAGGAAAGCCCCCAUAUGCUGAUAUCCAUCCAAUGAGGGCAAUAUUCAUGAUUCCUACAAACCCUCCUCCCACAUUCCGUAAGCCAGAGCUGUGGUCCGACAACUUCAUGGAUUUUGUGAAGCAGUGUCUGGUAAAAAGCCCGGAGCAGAGAGCCACAGCCACUCAGCUCCUCCAGCAUCCAUUUGUUAAGAGUGCCAAAGGAGUGUCAAUAUUGCGAGAUUUAAUUAAUGAAGCCAUGGAUGUGAAACUGAAGCGCCAGGAAGCCCAGCAGCGAGAAAUGGACCAGGACGACGAUGAGAACUCAGAGGACGAUGAAGUGGAUUCUGGUACAAUGGUUCGAGCCCCCGGUGAUGAGAUGGGCACUGUUCGAGUAGCCAGCACGAUGAGCGGCGGAGCCAAUACUAUGAUUGAGCACGGUGACACACUGCCGUCCCAGCUGGGCACCAUGGUGAUCAACACGGAGGACGAGGAAGAGGAAGGAACCAUGAAAAGAAGAGAUGAGACCAUGCAGCCUGCAAAACCAUCUUUCCUUGAAUACUUUGAACAAAAAGAAAAGGAAAAUCAGAUCAACAGUUGUGGCAAGAAUGUAUCUGACUCUCCGAAGAAUUCUUCAGAUUGGAAAAUACCACAGGAUGGAGACUAUGAGUUUCUUAAGAGCUGGACUGUGGAGGACCUUCAGAAAAGGCUCUUGGCCCUUGACCCCAUGAUGGAACAAGAAAUGGAAGAGAUCCGGCAAAAAUACCGAUCCAAGCGGCAACCAAUCCUGGAUGCUAUUGAAGCCAAGAAGAGGAGACAACAGAACUUCUGAUAACACCAGCCCAGCCUUUGGUGGCUUCUAGGUUGUUAGACUCAUGUCUGUUAGCCAGCACUUCUGUUCUGUCAUUUUUCCACAGCACCUUUGUGAACUCAGGAAUGUGCGCCAGUGGGAAGGGCUACUUGACAGUCAUCGUGCCAUUUGGUGUGUGCAUUUACACCGGCAAAGUGCGUCUUGAAGGGUUUGUAUUGGUGCUUUUAACUCAGAAUUUUAGCCCACAGCAGCAGAGACUCCUAGUUCAGUGAUAGCUGGGAAAUUUUUUACAUUGUUUCUUUUUUGUUUUCCUCCUAGUAAUAGCUUUUGGUUGCUCGUCCUGGAAGACUUUUUUAAAAAAAAUCUAUAAAUAUGCAUAUAUUAUAUAUAUAUAUAAAUUAUAAAUAGAUUCCCCACCCUGUGUGGUGGUGUCUCUGUACAGGUACAGUUUCAAACACGUCGCCUCUUUCCUGUGAGAUUAUGGUACUGUGCAGCAAGAGCAGAAGACACUGGGAGGCUCUUAGGUGGUCACUGACUCCCAUGCACCAGCUUCACCUGUUACAGGGCUGCAUGGAAAAAUUUAGUCUUGGGUUGGUUGCGCCACCACAGUAACGAGCCUCGAGUGGUCACCACUGGCCUCUGAAGCUGUCAGUGAUGCCAGGAAAAAAACCUGGAGAUCUUGAGUUUGCUUUUUUUCCCAGGAGAAGCCUGGCACCCUCUUUGCAAAGUAGCCUGUGCUGUCUCAACGCCUUUCAUCCAUCUUCACCCUCCCAGCUGCCUAAAGUCUCAUCCCAGAUACUGCCCAGUGCCUUAAGAGGAGACACAUCUGUGAAAGGACAGGCUACCAAGAACUCUCCAGCAAACUGGCCCUAAACCAGCCCUAUCUGGUCCAGAAAAUCUCAGUUUAUGGGAAAAAUCACACACAGCGUUCUGCUUUUCAGUUCUUAGAUACAGGGUAAAGGGCGUUGCUUCCAAGGUCCACAUCCAAAUACAUGAUUGUUUAUUUUUUCCCUCACUGUGGAGGCUCUGGCAAGGGUAAAUUAAUGCCCAACUAAGGCUCACUCCCAGAAGGCUUAGUUGGACUCAGAAUGGCAGAGCUGGAAGGGACUGUCAUAGUCAGUGAGUCUGACCUUAUAUUGUCCAUGUGGGAGAAUGAGACUCAGGAGAGAUGACAUUGCCAAUGCCAUAAAUCAGGUUAAACUAGAAGCGGGGAUUGGAAUUCAGAUCCUUUGUCCUGGAUCACUGAGAGAAUGAAGUUUACCUCACAUUGUCCCAGGAACCCCUGCUUUUUCCUUGCCUCUUUGGUACCUGAGCUGCUAUGGAAAGGCUCCCCAGAGGAGCCAUGUCUUUCAGUCUCAGCAUACUAGUGGGUUCCUUCCAGUGUCUCCCAGAUACAGACAGGCACUGGCGGAGGGCCUGCAGCAGGGUGGAGGGCUUUACGAAAGGCAGGUACAGAACCAUCCCUGCACCUUUGGCUCAAAACUUCAGUCAGAGAGUACUGGGAAGCCAGUUGCCCUAUUAUUUCUUCUCAUUUCAUCCCUCCAAUGGGAGCCCUGAUGGGGUUGCACCUGAGCAUACUGAAAUUUGACUCCUAAUUGCUUUUGCUCCCUAACCCGAGAGUCAAUAAAAAAGCAGAGGAUGUGCUCUUCUGUGACCAGAUUCUGUUCUUUGCAGUUAAAGCAAGUUUUAAAAAAUGCAAGAGGCCUCUGGUCUGCAGGACUUGGCCAGCAAAGUAACUAUGUGACAGAGAGAAUUAGAGGACAAUUCGAGGAUCUUGCUGGGAUGAUAAAUGGCUGCUAGUAUUUCCUGGGUAGCUCAUGGCAGGCACUGAGCUAGGUGUACUACAGGUCUGUUUCAUCGUAAUCCCCUGGGCUUAUUAAGUUAUUUCUCAUUAUCUCUCAUAUGAUGAAAUUGAGUUUGAAAGAUUCCUUCCCACGACACUGUGGAUCUGAAUGCAUGACAUCGUCCUGUGGAGCUAGUCGUCACAGAAACAGGAGAGUCCUAAAUCUUGGAGCAAAGUGACCAUGAUUUCUCAUGAAGUCUUAAGUCUAAGUGGUAUUUUUUUAAAGCUUAGAAACCAGGUGAAUUAAUAGUCAAGUCCCCAAGUCAAAGCCUUUUAAACCCCAGAACGCAUGGCAUGCAUAACAUUGGCUGUGCUACUUAAUAGCCCAGCCUCAAGCUCUUUCCUCUUGAAGGAAAAGGCUUUGGGCUUUGCAGACAGAAGGAAAAAGCCUGAGGCUCCCUUCUGAAGCAAGAUGGGAGGAUAGGAAAAUAGUUUGUCCUGUGACCGUUCUGCAGCUGUGAACCUAGAUCUGGAGUCUAUCUGGUUGCAAGCAUGUCUGCCCCACACAGUUGGUCCACAGGUGCUUGGCAGUCCUGCUCAACAGACAUUUGCCAGAAGCCAGUUGUUUUGAAUUCCUGGCGAGGCAUAUGUGUUGUUCAGUGACAGGGGAGCAAACCAUCCUUUUCUUGAGGACCAAAUCCAAGGAAUCCUGUUUCACUUCUCUGGAGCUUGAACAUUUGUGACUCAGGCUUGCAGUGGACUCUGGCUGGGCUCUCUACUUCCAAAAUGCCAAGGCCUACAUCUAAAUUUUCUUUUCAACAAACAAACAAAACCUCAUACUCUCUAAAAAUAUUGUAGUUUUGCUCCCAUUCAAAAAUUCAAAGUGCAUUUCCAUUUUUGUCUCCUUUAUGUAUAUUUUUAUUUUAUGUAAGAUUUUAUAUUCCCCAGUAGAUUGGAGAAGAAUUUGACGGGCCAGGAGUGAGAGAGGUUGUUGGGUGUGUGGAUAAAUAGGAGCAGUAAUCCGAAGCCUCAGGAGUUGAAUCUUAGUCCCUUACUGUAAAGUAGCUCCUGACAGUGCCAGAAAUCUACUUUACCAUUUAAAACUCAGCACCCCCGUCUAAUGUCAGGAAUGAGAGAGAUGACAUUACUGUAGACCCUACAGAUACUCAGAGACCAAUAGCAGAAUAUUAUGAACAGCUUCAUGCUGAUAAAUUCACCAGCUUAAGUGAAGUGGACAGAUGCCCAGAAAAUUUACAAAGGAACUAGGCUUACUCAGAGAUGAAAUGGGCAAUCUCAGCAGCCCCCAGCCCCUUUUCUACCAGAACUUGGUAGUUCUGAGACACGGGUAGCUCUCCAUUUAAAGGGUCAGGAACCUGACACUCUGGUAGCAGCUGUUUCUCAAGGCCAUGCCAGCAGUGUGACGGAGUCCAAUUCUUAUGCCACUGGCUUCCCGGCGUAUCUUUUGGGCUCUAAAGAUUGCUGUUCUUUAUUUGGGGGGACGUUUUUCCUGCUCAAGCCACACCUCUCACCCUCUUACCCCUUUUAAAGCACUGUAUUUGUCUUUUUAUUAGAAUUACAUGCACUGUCUUUGAAUCCUUGUUCUUUGUGUUUAGGGGGAGAUCUCUUCCACCAGCCUGCACUCAGACCAACUUGGAGAGAAAAAAAAAUCUUAAAUGCUGUUGCUGAUGUACAAUUUUAAAAAAUGUGAAGUUUGUAGCUUUAAUCUUUUGUAACAAAAACUAACACUGGCAUAAGUGCUGACUUGAAAUGCUAUUUUAUAAGGUUUGGAUGUAAAUAAUAGAGGUCAGCUGUUUGUAUACAUGUGAGACAUAGCUUCUUCCUCUGCCAUUUGUUUUUAACUUGAGGUACUUCCUGUGUGCUUUUAUGUUAGAGUUGUCCCCUCAUUUCUCCCCCCACACCUGUCACCCUUGUGUUAAAUAAACUGUCCUUUUGACCACA
Molecule: messenger RNA, 5607 nt
Organism: Mastomys coucha (southern multimammate mouse)
Lineage: Eukaryota; Metazoa; Chordata; Mammalia; Rodentia; Muridae
Gene: Stk4
Product: serine/threonine kinase 4
Exons: 11
Coding region: 423-1886 (487 amino acids)
Biological process (GO): protein phosphorylation; regulation of MAPK cascade; protein tetramerization
Cellular component (GO): cytoplasm
Molecular function (GO): ATP binding; protein serine/threonine kinase activity
Source: RefSeq, a predicted model, not a curated record